AGGUACCAGACUUCCAAUGCUACCUUAUCUAUCCGUACGCGGGUACCAAGAGCACGGUAUGGUAAGGCACCUAUCCAUCUUGGCGGCACGGACCCCGCAUCCCAAUUCCACAUCCAUCACGCCGGAACCACUACGAUUCAAUGCCAAGACAGACGUUGCGCCUAGUCAGUGAGAUCAAACUCAAUUGCCCAUUUCCCUAUCAAAUCUUUAUGUUAUCGGAUACUCACGAGCACCGAUCACCGAUAUGAUAUGAUUUCGGAUUAGUAUCAAAAAUGCCAU
Pyricularia grisea is the source of this 279-nucleotide messenger RNA. RefSeq lists its product as uncharacterized. The transcript is spliced from 3 exons. Lineage: Eukaryota; Fungi; Ascomycota; Sordariomycetes; Magnaporthales; Pyriculariaceae. Bases 17 to 172 code for a protein of 51 amino acids. The record is from RefSeq and is a predicted model, not a curated record.